This is a messenger RNA of Oryza brachyantha (malo sina), 2015 nucleotides long. RefSeq names its product RHOMBOID-like protein 1. NCBI's taxonomy places the organism in Eukaryota, Viridiplantae, Streptophyta, Magnoliopsida, Poales, Poaceae. The record is from RefSeq and is a predicted model, not a curated record. Gene Ontology annotation, cellular component: membrane. Gene Ontology annotation, molecular function: serine-type endopeptidase activity. The coding region runs from base 129 to 1394 and encodes 421 amino acids. Gene Ontology annotation, biological process: proteolysis. The transcript is spliced from 6 exons.
UCUCCUCUUCAGGGAAGCUAAGCCAGCACGCGCCACCGACCAACCUCCCGAACCCGCAGGAUCCGGAGGCAGCGCACGCGCUCGCAUUCCUCCUCCGGCUCCGGCAUUCGUCUUGCCCGCCCGGCGCCAUGCCGCGGCGGGGCGAGACGGCGGUGGUCCCCAUCGAAACGGGCGGCGGCGGCGGCGGCGGGCAGGACCGGCCGAAGAGCCCGCGCCGGCGCAGCCAUGGCCCGGGGCACUACGGCCACGGCCAAGGCCCUAACAGGCACCACCACCGGAGCCGUCCUCCGCCGCCGCCACCGCCGGAGUUCCGGCCGUUCCGGCGGUGGUUCCCGUUCCUCGUGCCGCUCUUCGUUGUCGUCAAUGUCGCGCUCUUCGUCCUCUCGAUGUACAUCAACGACUGCCCCGCGCACGCGCAGGCCGCCGGCGCCGCGAUAGGCGGCUCCGUCGGGGAGGGCGCCGCCGCGGAGGGGUGCUGGCUCGAGCCGGAGCUCGGGAGGUUCGCGUUCCAGUCGUACAAGGAGAACCCCCUCAUUGGGCCCUCCUCCGCAACGCUGUUGAGAAUGGGGGCACUUGAAACUAGUAAAAUUACCAAAGACCAUGAAGGCUGGCGUCUCAUCACAUGUAUUUGGUUGCAUGCUGGUGUUGUCCACAUACUUGCUAAUAUGUUGAGUCUCCUAUUGAUUGGAAUCAGACUUGAGAAGGAAUUUGGUUUCAUGAGGAUUGGCACACUAUAUGUGAUCUCUGGGGUAGGUGGGAGCUUGCUGUCUGCUCUGUUUAUGGUGUCAAAUAUCUCUGUUGGUGCCUCUGGUGCACUGUUUGGAUUACUGGGUUCCAUGCUGUCUGAGCUGAUAACAAAUUGGACAAUAUAUGAGAAUAAGUUUGCAGCAUUGUUAACUUUAGUUGUGAUCAUUCUCAUCAACUUGGCCGUUGGGAUCCUACCGCAUGUUGACAACUUUGCUCAUCUUGGAGGAUUUACAUCCGGGUUCUUUCUUGGUUUUGUUCUUCUAGUUCGCCCACAAUUUGGAUACAUUAACCAAAAGAACUCUCCUCUUGGAUUUCCCACGGGUACACCUAAACGCAAGUACAAGACAUACCAGAUCAUACUCUGGGUCAUUGCUACAGUAAUAUUGAUUUCUGGGUUCACCAUUGGCUUGGUAUUGGUAUUGAAAGGGUUCAAUGCCAGCGAGCACUGUUCUUGGUGCCAUUAUCUGAGCUGUGUACCUACUUCAAAGUGGAGCUGCAACGCACCAAGCAACUAUUGCAUGUUGUCGCAGCUCGGAAAUCAAUUAAAUCUGACAUGCCAAAGCACUGGAAAGACUCAGACGUACACUCUCAACAAUCCAAAUAACACAGAAGCAAUUAAACACCUGUGUGUUGGUUUUUGCAGUUAGCGAUAAAUGCUUUUAAUGACAAGGAGUUCUCAGGUACUGUGCAUUUCUGGAAGAGAGAAAUAGAAGCUGCUUAGACGAGAUUCUCUGGUGAUGCAUAUGUUUGGCUUCUGUGGAUUCAUUCUGUGGUUUGUAUUAUGUGAUGUAAAUGUCAGUGGGCGGUUGUGGAAGAUGCUAACUUGCGGCAGUAGUUCUGAUUUCAGAAAUAUCAAGAUUGUUCGAGUAUAAACUGUUGUAUGAGAGAAGGAAGCUUGGUGAAUCUCUCCAGUAGAUGGUGUUUAUAUACCAUGUAUAAUUAUUAUCCAGAAUAUUACUGAUACUGAGUUGUUGGAUGGAGGGGAACCACACAAGUUUAGGAAGUAGAACUAUAUCCUAGCCUUCAAAUAUAGUUAGAUCAAUCAAACACACCAAGGUCAAGGAUGGCUAUGCAGACCCAUGUAAAUGUCCAACCAUGUAUGUAAUUUAAAUCACAUAAUGUCUCCAAUGUAUAACUACUACCUAGUUCAGUUCAUUUAUGCUUUUCUGCUACUGUUAGAUAUUAUGUAUCAUACAAACAUGUAGUGCUAUAUUCAGUGAGUUAACCCGAGAAGAUGAGCAAACAUGACAAUUGUGAGCUUAUGACAG